UCCCUAAAAAUGUCAAAACAAUCAGGAUGGACAGAUUAAGCAUAAUUUCGAGCGCUUUAUUCCUAACAGCGGAUGUAUUUGCUGUUGCAAGUCUGGCUAUGCCAAGAUGGAUCGUUUCUGACAUAGGAGGUCGAACAUACAUUGGAUUGCUACAGUCAUGUCUAGAGAUUUACAGUGGUCAGCAAAGUGAAAUGUGCUUCACUCCAGUUCCACAGAGAACAGAAUGGCUUUUGACAUUUGUUUGUAUUAUUUUGGGCAUUCUUAGUGUCACCUCCACAAUAGGUCUGUUGAUCCUUUCCCAUUGGAGGUAUCGAGUCAUGAAACAUGCCAGGUGGCUCGGAUUUGUGGCAAUAAUCCUGUUUUGCCUGGCUGCAGUCAUUUUCCCUAUUGGUUUCAACAUGGAGCAGAUAGGAGGGGAACCAUACCAGCUUCCAAACAAUUACCAAGUGGGCAUUUCAUAUAUCUUCUUUGUCCUAGCUCUGUGGAUAACAGUUGUUUCAGAACUGUUUGCAAGCAAAGUCUGUUUGCCACAUUUUUAAUGCUUUUUUGACAGAAUUUGAUAAGAACAAAAUGUGCCAAUACAAUGGCAUUGAAAAUUAUCAGAAUUUUAGGAGAUUAAAUCUGGUAAUUUCUAGAUAUCAAUGAUAUUUAAUGACUGGCUAGUAACAUCUUUAUUAUUAGUAAUAAUCCGUUGUACAUAAUUG
Molecule: messenger RNA, 704 nt
Organism: Saccostrea echinata
Lineage: Eukaryota; Metazoa; Mollusca; Bivalvia; Ostreida; Ostreidae
Product: modulator of smoothened protein-like
Exons: 3
Coding region: 27-539 (170 amino acids)
Biological process (GO): negative regulation of smoothened signaling pathway
Cellular component (GO): ciliary membrane; Golgi apparatus
Source: RefSeq, a predicted model, not a curated record